Numida meleagris (helmeted guineafowl) is the source of this 2513-nucleotide messenger RNA. RefSeq names its product cGMP-dependent 3',5'-cyclic phosphodiesterase-like. The record is from RefSeq and is a predicted model, not a curated record. Bases 1 to 846 code for a protein of 281 amino acids. Lineage: Eukaryota; Metazoa; Chordata; Aves; Galliformes; Numididae. Gene Ontology annotation, biological process: regulation of mitochondrion organization; positive regulation of gene expression; cGMP catabolic process. Gene Ontology annotation, molecular function: 3',5'-cGMP-stimulated cyclic-nucleotide phosphodiesterase activity; 3',5'-cyclic-GMP phosphodiesterase activity; 3',5'-cyclic-AMP phosphodiesterase activity. The transcript has 9 exons. Gene Ontology annotation, cellular component: mitochondrial matrix; perinuclear region of cytoplasm; nucleus.
AUGUGCCCAUGGUCGCUGCUGUACAAGAAGGUGAACGAGGCGCAGUACCGCAGCCACUUGGCCAACGAGAUGAUGAUGUACCACAUGAAGGUGACAGCCGAGAUCAGGGUCGGGCUCAGGGUGACCCCACACUUUGCCUUACAGAAAUCGGUCCUGGCCGCGCUCUACAGCUCCGAGGGCUCUGUCAUGGAGCGGCACCACUUUGCCCAGGCCAUCGCCAUCCUCAACAGCCAGGGCUGCAACAUCUUCGACCACUUCUCCCGCAAGGACUACCAGCGCAUGCUGGACCUCAUGCGGGACAUCAUCCUGGCCACUGACCUGGCCCACCACCUGCGCAUCUUCAAGGACCUCCAGAAGAUGGCAGAAGUUGGCUACGACCCCAAGAACAAGCAGCACCACAGCCUGCUGCUCUGCCUGCUCAUGACGUCCUGCGACCUCUCCGACCAGACCAAAGGGUGGAAGACCACCAGGAAAAUCGCGGAGCUGAUCUACAAGGAGUUCUUCUCCCAAGGAGACCUGGAGAAAGCCAUGGGCAACCGCCCGCUGGAGAUGAUGGACCGGGAGAAAGCCUACAUCCCCGAGCUGCAGAUCAGCUUCAUGGAGCACAUCGCCAUGCCCAUCUACAAGUUGCUGCAGGACCUCUUCCCCAAAGCGUCGGAGCUCUACGAGCGCGUCGCCAGCAACCGGGAGCAGUGGACCAAAGUGUCCCACAAAUUCACCAUCCGGGGGCUGCCCAGCAACAACUCCCUGGACUUUUUGGACGAGGACUACGACCCUCAAGCCCCCGACCCCCAGAUGAACGGGUGCCUGGAUGCCGAGGGGCACCCCGAGUCGGGGGCCGAGUGAGGGUGGCGUGGAGGGACUGGGGCUGGGGACGGGAUGAGGUGACGUUGGAGCUCAAUCCCUGCCCUGGUGCCACCCAUGGGACGCGGUCCCCUCCCUCCGGGUCGCCGGAGUCCCUUCGUGCUGCGUGUCACCGUCCCCGGCCUGGUGGCACUUGGGGACAGCGGUGUCCCCAAGGAGGGGAUGUUUAUUCCUGGGCUCCCCAGCGCUGCUGUCCCCUGGAAUGGGGCCACCAGGACAUGUUUGGGGGGACAGCGUGGGGCAGGCGAUGGGGAGGGCCCCGAGCUUCCGGGGCGAUGGGACGGGUUGGGGACAACCCACAGCUUCUGGAAGAGGGGGGUGGGGAUGGUGGCGGGGGGGUGGCUCUGCUCCUGGGGGCAGCAGCGAUGGAGGGACCCCCGGAGCCCUCUCGGGGUGGCAGGAUGGGUGUCCCAAAGCCGUCCCAUCCUGCAGAGCCACGUCCCCGCAAGGGAUGGGGGGGAGCUAGGGUUGGGGGCUCCCCCCACAGGGUCUGUGGGGCCAGGUGGGUUGGAUGUGGGUGGUGGCAGUGGUGGCCUUGUGAUUCCUGGGCACCGUGCGUGGACCCUGCUGGUGUGCCAUGGUCCCAUCAGCUGCCACGCGUGGACACUGCCAUCCCAUGGUGACCCCUAUGGUCCCACAGACCCCCACGCGUGGAUACUGCCAUCCCAUUGUGGUCCCUGCAAUCCUAGGGACCCCCACGCAUGGACACUGCCAUCCCAUUGGGGUCCCUAUGGUCCUACAGACCCCCACGCAUGGACACUGCCAUCCCAUUGUGGUCCCUAUGGUCCUACAGACCCCCAUGCAUGGACACUGCCAUCCCAUUGGGGUCCCCUAGAGACCCCCAUGCAUGGACACUGCCAUCCCAUUGGGGUCCCCUAGAGACCCCNGGACACUGCCAUCCCAUUGGGGUCCCCUAGAGACCCCCAUGCAUGGACACUGCCAUCCCAUUGGGGUCCCCUAGAGACCCCCAUGCAUGGACACUACCAUCCCAUUGUGGUCCCUGCAAUCCUAGAGACCCCCAUGCAUGGACACUGCCAUCCCAUUGUGACCCCUUUGGCCCUACUGACUGCUGUGUAUGGACACUGCCAUCCCACUGCGGUCCCUUCGGCCCUAUUGAAUGCUCUCUACGGAUGCUGCCAUCUUCCCAUGGUCCCUCUGACCCCAAAGACCCCCAUGCAUGGCCCCUGCUAACAUCCCCUUCCCCCUACCACCCCACAGGCCACCACGCAUGGCCCCUGCCACCCUUCCAUGGUCCCCCUGAUCCCAAACACCACCGUGCAUGGACUUUGGUGAUGACCCCAUGUCCUUCUGGCCCUACUGACCACCAUGCAUGGUCACUGUCAGCAUCCCAUGGUUCCUCUGGUCCUACAGACCACCGUGCACGGCCCCUGCCAACGUCCCGUUGACCCUACUGUCCCACAGACUGCCAUGCAUUGACUUCAGUGGCCUCCUCAUGUUCUUCUGGCCCUAUAGACCGCUGUGCUUGACCCCUGCCACCCUUCCGUGGUCCCUCUGAUCCCCAACACCACUGUGCAUUGACUUUGGUGAUGACCCCGUGUCCUUCUGGCCCUACUGACCUCCAUGCAUGGCCACUGUCAGCAUCCCAUGGUUCCUCUGGUCCCACAGGCCACCAAGCAUUGACUCUGGUG